Messenger RNA from Acanthaster planci (crown-of-thorns starfish), 4555 nucleotides. RefSeq lists its product as uncharacterized. Lineage: Eukaryota; Metazoa; Echinodermata; Asteroidea; Valvatida; Acanthasteridae. The record is from RefSeq and is a predicted model, not a curated record.
CCCUGCCCCCCUCCUUGCACCCCACAAAAUGCUGGAGUCAGUCUUUCACUUCCACCACCGGCCGGGUGCCACAAAACAGCUACACGUAGUUCAACAUGUGACAUCCAUUUGCCUGAUCAAGGGCUGGACAUUGCUGCCCUGAUCUGGCUGUCACGUCACGUGGCUGGAAAAAAGAUUCGGAGAUGAAAGCACUUAAUCGACGCAGUCCCUGCCAUCGAGAUGAAGAGAAAUCAUUAUGUUGCUCCGCCUAAUUCAGACAGAUCGUUCUGAAAAACAACACUCACUAGGAAAACUAACACCACACUUGUCUCGAUCCCAGCGGUGGUAGAUGAAACUCUAACAGUGUUGUGUGUCGCACCAGACUGAUCCAUUGGCGUUGGCAUUUUGAGAUCAUCAAUUUCAUGCUUUGAUUGGGAGAUUUCUUUUUGAAGAGUUCGAAGUAUGGCAGUGCGGCUGGCGGUGACUGCAGCAUUUCUUUUCCCGUUUUUCACGCCUGUCGCCUCCGUCGACUUGACCGUCACACCGGGAGCUGUUGGUCCCGAGGUUGUGGAGGCCACCGUCCAGAGAAUCCUCCUGAGCGACAUCUUCUCGGAUGAUUUCUCGCUGCUGCGCCGCAUCGCCUUGGUAGAGACGGCGGAUGGGAAGGACUCAGCCGCGUUUGCCGGCGGUUUGGCAGGCGGCAUCUGGCGGCUGACACCGGAGGCGUUCACCAGGACCACAGAGCUGGCCGAGGGAGAUUGGGGAAGCUACUACACAGAUCUUAGGAGGAGUGCACUUGGCGUCGACUGGCGUGACGUCACAUACACGGACCUCCAGACACCUCUCAUAUCAGCCCUGGCUGCCCGCAUAUACAUCAUGAUGACGUCAACGCCGGUGGACAAGGUCGCUUACGGCCUGGCACCGCAGGCCUUGUACUGGAAGCUACAGUACAACAAGGACGGGGACGAGGCCCAGUUCAUUGCCAAGGUCACCGAGAUGGAGAAAGGACAAGUUUGUAAGAUCGGUAUCGAUGUGGUGUUUGCCCUGGACGCUUCCUUAUCCGUAGGAGACGAAGGUUUUGCCCGCAGUAAGAAUUUUGUCAAACAGGUUGUGGAGGCUUUCAACAUCGGGCCACGGGACGAUCAAACACGGGUGGGCUGCCUCCAGUUCUCUCAUGAGGUCUCCUUGGCCUUUGACCUCGACAACCAUGACAACAAAGAAGGCAUCCUGAGAGCCGUGGAUGAGAUUGCGUACAAGGGAGGAGGCACGGCCAUGGGAUCCGCCAUCGACUUCAUCCGGCAGAACAGCUUCACCGAGGAACACGGUGCCAGGCCGACGCAAUACGCUGUGCCGCGUGUGGCUGUCAUCCUGACUGACGGAAAAACCAACAAGGAGUUCCCGAUACUCUUCCCCUCUGCGUUGGCCCACCGUGAUGGGAUCACCAUUUACUGCAUCGGCGUAGGGGCCGCUGAUGACAGCGAGCUGACGGUGAUUGCUUCACGGCCCGUGGCGUCUCACGUCAUGCACGUCCUCAGCUACGCGGCCAUCGACUACCUCCAGAAUAUUAUGGCCACCAGGACAUGCAGAGAAACUACCGAAAUAGCCGUUGGCCACCCGGUCGUCACUGACUUGCAGGAAGGCGAAGCCCGCUUCAUCUCAUACGAGAUUGAUAGAACGGAGGGUGCCACGCUCAAGUUCGUGACGUCAUCCGGACUAGUCACGGUGUACCUGUCUUCAGAGGUGCCCAACCCCAACGAGGCUGUGUACGACUACAAAGUGCAAACGGACGGGCGCGUGGACCUCUUCAUAGAUCCCGCUCUACUUGGAUCCAGCAGUCGCUACAAGCGCGCAACUGGGGUCGUGACUCCGUCACACGUGACGGUCUACACGGCCAUUUACGCCCACACCAACGGCACCCAGCUCUACGUGGAGUCGAGGGGUGGCAACAAUGCAGACCAUGGGUACCCUCCUCCGGCUAGUACCGACCCGCCUGAUGGUGGAGAGCACGCCCCUUAUCGCUCCCACGCCUCGCCCGGUCCAACAGCGUCUGUCCCAGUAGCUGUUGCAGCUGUCUGCGCCACUUCCGCCAUUUUUGCUCAGUUACAAUUUUAAAUACUAUCGAUCGGUUUUAUUUCACACAAUAUGUAUUAAAAACUAAUUCACCAAAUUUCACCAUUCUUAGAAAACGCAAGUAACAUUUUGAGUUUAUUUUAACAAUCAAAUCUUUACAACAAAAUUAUGUUAACAUUAAUAGAGCCUACUGGAAGGAAAUUCUCAACAGAGAGUGAAUGCUUGCAAAAUCUUGAAUAAUGGGCAAGUUGAAAAAUUUUGUUCAUGUUAAAGUAGGAGUUGAAAAUUAAAUAGACAAAAAGUUCAAUUGAAAUGAAAGCACGUUUUGUUUGCUGCAAGAACACAUACCUCUCAAGCCUCCUUGUACUUAUUUUAUUGCAAUACUUCCAUCCAGCAGACCCUUGAUCAGCACAUAUGUAGAGAAAUGCCUACACAACGAAACUGACAAUCAAAACAGUUUCUAAUUCCUUAUAAAAUGAGGUACAAUUCGUAAAAGUUAAUUAAGUGUGAUGGGAAUGGCAUAAGGAUAAAGAUCUGGCAUGUUUAAAACUUAGUAAAUGUACAUUCCUAAGGGUGGCUUUACACCAAUGCCUGUUCAAUUUAUUUAAGCAUUAUGUCAUUGGUAAGCAAAGUGCUCAUUUAAACAAUAUUGGCUUAGUCUACUUAAAAGUUGGGAUCGUCGAUCAAUAUAUUUUAACAUCCUCACCGACUUACCAAAUGCCCCACUUCCAGCGCGUAGCUUCUUACGCAAAAAAGCAACCUCCGGCCUCAGAACAUGAAAAUAUUUUCCCGCCUGCAGUGCAUGCAUCCCAUAAUGCAACGCCAAAACAAAUAAAUGAAUUUCAUUCGUCGCCCGCGCGAAUCAAUACGUUGCGCGCGACGGCACGGUGAUGUGAAUGCACGAACACGUCUGGUGUAGUCUGCUUUAUGAAACUGUGUUCUUGCAAACGUUAAUCAAAUCCCUCAGGGGUGUACAUUUACAGCCAGUUAGCAGAGGAAAUAUGAUUCGUUCAGACAAUGACUGCAAGAGAAAAUGCAGACACUCUCUCUCUCUCAUCAGUUAGUACACGCGUACACCGCUAUUGCGUGCGCCCAAGAAAAGGCAGCAUAACAGCAAGAAUUACAUCCACAGAUUCUAUCCAUUUCCAUUAUCGUUUUGAUUUAUACACAGUAAGACAUGUCUCAUUUGACUCUAUUAAAAAAAUAUUUAUUUCAGUAUUCUACGCAUUUUGAUUAUUAAAUUUAUAUCAAAGACUUAAAAUAUACCCCCGAAAUGUAGCCAUUGUAUCUUCGAUCAUUAAAUUUAUAUCAAAGACUUAAACUACAACCCCGAAAUAUAGCCAUUGUGUCAACUGAAGGCCUAGUUUUAAAAUCCACCUCGAGAUUUAGGCUCAAACAUGCUUUGAUAAUUUGUGCAUGCACACUGAAGAAAAAUAUCUUGAAUCAUUCAAAAUGAUUAUUGAUUAUUGCGUAUUUAGGCUGUGUGAUUUGCCGGAGGAGUUCAAUUUCUUAUCAAAUUAGAAUGCACGUUUAAAGAUGAUUCUCGGAAUGAGCGAUGAUUUUUGUGUUGAUUCCUUGACAUGGUUUAUUAUCUCUGAGAUUUCUUGUAGCACAAUGUCCAGUCGCUGAAUAAAAAGAUACUGAAUGAAAUAAUCCAUAUUUGCUUGCUUCAGAGAGCCUCAUCAAGUUUAGCAAAGGAAGGAAUGUUUGACAGUUUUGCACAGUAAUCACAGAUUAAUAUUUUGUAUGUAACUGGUAAACAUUUAUGCGAUUGCAAAUUUCUACGAGAACUUUUAUUAGCAUUUGCCUUAUUCACAAGUCGGACAUAUUGAAAGCGAGGUUAACUUUAUUUUGGCACCUGAGAAUUAAAGAAGAAAGCAGAGAUGAAAUAAGACAUAAAUACAAUUAUCAAUGUCGUUCAUGCUCAUAAAUCAUUUAGAAGUAUGUGAUUUAUAUUAUAUCUAAAGGUUUUAAGCCACAUGUUAAACAAAAGUGAAAGUGAGGCAUGGAAUCCAAAAAAGUCUGGCACCUCCCCUUUAACGGAUUACAUUGUAUGAGAUAGAUUCAGAGAACAUGAUCAAAAAUGACUUCCUAGUGUAUAAGGUCAAUUUAAUUUAUAAACGUUGUAAACUUUAUAGGCUUACGUAUUUACAGAAAACUGAAGCGAGGGUGUUGUAUUCCUAGAGAGCCGUAUAGGUUGAGAAUUCACAGCAUCCCUGCUUUUGAAAACCUCCAUGUUGGUCUGGGUGAACCUUAGAUGGCAUUACCUUCUUACAAGGCCUUAACCUGAAUGUGCCCUUACUCUACAAAUUAUCCAAAUUAAUUCUUGACUAUUAUAGUCCACCAAACACCUUAUUUUUUUGUACGUAUUAUAUUUGACCAGAUCUUGUCUGAGCGGUGAAGCAUUUAUUGUCAUUGAAUAUUGUCGUGAAUCUUUGUUAUUUUCUUUCAUUCUGAUAAUUUGGCUUUUGGCAUGAAUGAUAUAGGAUAAACUUCAGGUGACUUG